UUUCAAAUCCAAUAUUUUAUUUAGUAAGAAUAUUUUUGGGAUAAAUUACAAGAUUGGCCACUGGGAUUACUAAAAAAGUUCAUGUUUGGUCACUAAAAAUAAUUAAUUCCAUUCAUAGUCAUUAAAAUUAGACAAACAGUCCAAAUUUGGUCACUCUCCGUUACCUUCCGUCCGUCUCCGUUAACACUGUUAAUUUUUUGCUGACGUGGUUUAACAGAAUGUUGAGUCACUUAAUUUUAGUCCUAAAAAAAUAGAAACCUAACCUCCACAUCAGAAUAAUCUCCACGUCGAACCCACUGAUGACCCAACCAAACCCCUAACCCAACCCCGCUUCUUGACCUUCCCUCUCCCCGAGUUCCCCUCCACUUCAAGAACCCAACCUUCUCGGUAUCCGAUAUCCAACCCGCCACCAUUACAGAGAUCUUGGACCUUAAAAUCGGCUCCGGCGUUCCCAGAGUUCCACUAUGCGUCAACAACCCAAACUACAUUUCUAUUUUUUCGAACCACGACAUAUUUGAAAAAGGAGAAGAGGUGAGAGGAAACGCUCUCUGCGUUUAUUAACGAGUGAGUCGCCACCCUUACCUUCCAGAUAUGUUCGUGGGACGCUCCCUUUUAGCGAGCGACGCCGCCGAAUCGUCCCUGAACGAAAGGCUGAACUAUUUCGAUGAGCUCCGAUCCGUUGUCAGCCUCCUGGACGGCGAAACUGGUGGCGCAGCGGGGUCGACGAGUUGGGAAAUUGCUUUCUUCCUCACAUGGCAGGAUGAACCAUCCCCGCCCCAAGUCCUCGCCGGCUCUCUCUGAUUUCCAGGCCAUCAGACGCGAGACGACAGUGGAUCCAGCUCUCACGAACCCAGAACUGCCUGAAGAAAGGUAGAACUCGAGCGUCGCCUCCAGUCCUUGGAUUGUCGCUGGGAUUGGCCAGUAGAUCUGGGACUGUAAGGUAGCAGAUCUGUUACCGCGAUUGUCGCCGGGAUAGGGUGGUUGAGAUUGUCACCGGGAGUGGAUUUGGAUGAAAGUUGCCAAGAUUCCCGUAGGGAUUGGGGUUGGGAAGAACGGGAUUCGGAAAUUUGGAGGGUUUUUUUGUUUUCUGGGUAUGGAUUCGAGGAUGAAAACUUGCCAAGAAGUUGAGGGAAGAUGGGUUUCUGAUUUGGAAAAAAAAAGGAUAAAUGUAAUUGUUUCGA
Molecule: messenger RNA, 1181 nt
Organism: Linum trigynum
Lineage: Eukaryota; Viridiplantae; Streptophyta; Magnoliopsida; Malpighiales; Linaceae
Source: the annotation of a GenBank genome assembly